AUGCAUUGUGGACCGCUGUACCAAUUCCUGUGGCUUUGGCCCUAUCUGUUCUACAUUGAAGCUGUGCCCAUCCAAAAAGUCCAGGAUGACACCAAAACCCUCAUCAAGACGAUUGUCACCAGGAUCAAUGACAUUUCACACACGCAGUCAGUCUCCUCCAAACAGAGGGUCACUGGUUUGGACUUCAUUCCUGGGCUUCACCCUGUCCUAAGUUUGUCCAAGAUGGACCAGACAUUGGCGAUCUACCAACAGAUCCUUACGAGUCUGCCUUCCAGAAAUGUGAUCCAAAUAUCUAAUGACCUGGAGAACCUCCGGGACCUUCUCCACCUGCUGGCCUCCUCCAAGAGCUGCCCCUUGCCUCAGGCUAGGGGCCUGGAGACGUUGGUGAGCCUGGGCGGUGUCCUGGAAGCCUCCCUCUACUCCACAGAGGUGGUGGCCCUGAGCAGGCUGCAGGGGUCUCUGCAGGACAUGCUGCAGCAGCUGGACCUCACCCCUGGGUGCUGA
This is a messenger RNA of Diceros bicornis minor, 504 nucleotides long. It is a transcript of the gene LEP, whose product is annotated as leptin. The transcript is spliced from 2 exons. The record is from RefSeq and is a predicted model, not a curated record. Lineage: Eukaryota; Metazoa; Chordata; Mammalia; Perissodactyla; Rhinocerotidae. Gene Ontology annotation, cellular component: extracellular region. The coding region runs from base 1 to 504 and encodes 167 amino acids. Gene Ontology annotation, molecular function: hormone activity; peptide hormone receptor binding. Gene Ontology annotation, biological process: activation of protein kinase C activity; response to insulin; energy reserve metabolic process.